AUGCUGCUCUCAACUUUCAAUUCGUCUUCACAUCGUUCCAAGACAACAUAUCUCGGCCACGACCCGUCCCUUGCUUCUGGAUCACAAUCAUCGCCCACGGCUGUCACUUUGCACACGCCGCCGUCUGCUGGGAAAGGCAAAAGUAAGGCACAAGGCAAACCUAGGGUCUUGUCCACAGUGCUGGAAGCUCCGACGCCAGUGGCCAAUUCGCCAGAGCCUGGGGCAGUUCCAUCCCGUGCUCGUGUUCCUGUGCGGGUUCCUGUGCCUGUACCUGUGCCUCUGCCUGUGCCACCGCGAGUGUCCAGCGCUCCUGAGAAGCGGCAAACUCGUGCAGCAUCCACAAAACCAGGGACCACCACCAUCAGCACAACCCGCACCACCACCACCACCAACAAGAAAUUGGACCACUCUCACCGUCGCCAGAGCAAGGGACACCAGAAUACUGCACCGAAAGGAGGAGUCGCUUCUUCACCGUCGACUCCAUCACAGCUCGGUGUUGGCAUUGCCUCCAGCAAGUCUGCCGCCGCGGUUACUUCCGCCGCGCUCCCUGAGCCUGCACCAGAGCCUGCGCCUCUGCAUCUGCCUGUCCCAGUUUCUCUCCCCGUGCCUGCGUCUAAUUGUACAUUGGCGUCUGCAUCGUCCCGUCGCUGCUGUCUAGGUCUCGCUUCCCAUGAUUCCUUUUUAGACAAACCCACCGCUACCGUGGAUGCCAGUAUGGCUGACAAUCGCACUGCUCGCACCCCCCCACGGGACUCCCAUGAUCUCUCCCUGUCGCCACGAGACAUCACCCGCGACUCUCUCGUCGUGAAUAUGCUCCUGUCUCUGGAUCAGAUGUCCUUCGGCCAAUCCGACACGGACGGUCCUUUGGGGUUUGGGGGCGGCAGAGGGCACAAUACCAACUACGACGAAGAAUAUUCCUCGAGACCGUGGACCAACGAUUCGAACACCAGUUCGCAAGGACGAUACGAUACCGGAAAACAUCGCCAUUGGCACCAAUCGUCCUACAGCUCCGACAUGGACAGUGUUGCCGUCGAGGAGCCUGCCAAGCACUCGACUGCUGCCCAUUAUCCCCCCUCGCGAGGGCGCCGCAGCAAUAGCAGUUCCAACAAUUUUCAGGGCCAAUUCCCGCGCCUAAACAGCAUGCGAGAAACGUCCUACAAAGCUCAGCCUGGCACGCCGCCGAGGAGCAGUCAUACCCGUGGCGGGAGACAAAGCAAUAAGAGUAGCAGCAGUGCGAGCAUUGAUAUGGGAUACCCUCACGGCAUGAUGAGCCACCGAUUGGCACAGAGAACCGGACGAUCUGCUAGUUUCGAUUACGGGCCUCAAUCGCAGUCACAGCUCAAACAGCUUUCCUUGUCCUCCCCUUUCCAGGUCAACUUCCCCGAUGCCUUCUCCCACGACGACGACGACGCCGCUCCAACACCGACCGUACCCGGUGGACCUCGCCGUGAUGCCUCUAGCCGUCAUAUCCCACCACCGCCGCCGCAACCUGUCGAACCUCGCACAUUGGAACGCAAGCGUAGCACGAGUCGAUCCCUCAAAAGCUCUUCUGGCAGAAGUAGGCGAGGCACUGCCCACCAAGGUGCGGCCGCCGCACAGGCACCACCGCCAAUGCCUACACAGGAGUUGGAGUCUGCUCCUGCUCCAAGCGUGGGGUACGGCAAAUCCAAGGAAUCUGAUGCACCUGUCCACGCAACCUCGCAACCGAAAGAGCGACCCGGAUUCUUCAGACGCGUUUUCGGUUCGUCAAAGUCGACUGCCCCUUCAAACGGCAAUCUAUCUGGAGCUCAAACAAGCUCCUCUCGCUUGCCGGCCUCCCCUGAACGUUCGACCCAUCAGCAAAAGCCCACUACCCCUUCCAAGCCGACGUCUGCUCCGCCUUCGAGGGACACAACAUCGUCACAUUCUCAUCACCAGCCCACAUUGCAAAAGAAGUCUUCCUCCUUCUUUCGCCGCCGCAAGAAGUCAUUUGCUGACGAGGCUCCGCCUGUCCCAAGCACUGAGCACAUACCGCCGGUGCCUGUAUUGGACUCCACGACUCUGCGAACCGCCAAAGAUGAUCCAUCUGCACUGAACAAGGACAGUCCAGCGAGCAGCUUACGCCAAGUUAUGAACCCAUACCUCCGAGAGAGUGUUACUGGGCUUGGCUUGACAGGGGUGGCGGUCUCGACGCCGUUAUCAGAUAUUACCAAUACACCCGGCUCAAAAUCGGAUGGCAAUGCUGAGCCAAGACAUGAAGAGUACAAGAGGGAGUUCUCGCCGGAUUAUGAGCCCAGCCCGAACGCUCGCAUCAGAAGAGUCAGCUCUGGUUCAGACGGCGAACGAUUUGAAAGCACCCCCUCACGACCCAAGUCGAAGCACCCUCAAAAGACCUUGCAGAACAGCAAUUCUUUUCUGGAUCUGGAUGCAGGCAGCGAUAACGAUGAGGAUGGCCACAAGCACAAGAAAUCGGCUGAAGCUUCUUCUCCGCUGGCAGCGAGAGCAAAGGAUACAGUAGACCGAGAUGCUACGAUUCGGGCAAAGAAGAAGCCAGUCUUAGACGUGGACGAGGGAAGCAAGCCUCCAGCGCAGACAGUUCUGAACCUGCCCGCAGAUGGUGGUAGAUCCACUAGUCUUGCAUCAGGGUCAACUGAAACUGGAUACAGAACUGCUCCAAGCGCUCCGCCUAGUGUGCUUGUCCAGGACAGUGGCGAGGCCAGUCCCAAAGUAUUUGGUGCCUUGGAAUCUAUCAAGACGUGCAAGCCCCUUGACGAGCCCGAAUUUGUCAUUGGCGAACCUACAGAGGACGACCGACAAAAGGCUCAAAGGAUAUUCGACGGAGGAGAAGAGUUCAUACAAAAGGAUAGGGCGGCUGCGUGGAUGGGCGAACAAGGGCCUGUUCGGCAGCGUACGCUCCAAGCUUACAUGGAGUUGUACGACUUCACUGGUCUGAGCAUUCUGGCUGCCCUGCGUCAAAUCUGCGGUCGACUGGUCCUUCGAGCCGAAACUCAACAAGUAGACCGAAUUUUGGUUGCAUUUUCAAAACGUUGGUGUAAUUGCAACCCUAACCAUGGAUUCAAGGCAACAGAUGUCAUUCACAUGAUUUGCUACUCCAUUAUGCUGCUGAACACUGACCUCCAUCUUGCGGAUAUUGAGUCAAAGAUGACUCGAAGCCAGUUUAUCAAGAACACAAUGACUACAAUCACACAGGCUGUUACCGAGUCGGCUCCUGAGGCUUUCGUCAGACCCACUAUCCUUCCCGACAAGAACUCGAUGCUGUCUUCUGAACCAACACGCCCAAUGACAGAGCCUGGUCGUAGCAAUAGGCACUCCUUCCGCCCAACCCCUCGAACUGAAGGAAGCUCCAGUGAUGUUGAUGAUUGUGGCCCGCUGGUCACGUCGGCCUACAUUGGGCCAAGGAGAGGCUGGGAGGAGCAGAUCGAGAUUGUUUUAAAAUCGAUUUACGCCUCGAUUCGAGACCAAAGAUUGCCUCUGUUCGGGGCGGAGCAAGAAAAGCAUCUAAACACCGCCCCAUCUCAAAGCAGCUUGUCGGUAAUGGGAAUGUUGAAGAGAAGCCCCAGCGUUCUGAGCAAAGCACCAUCCGAGAUCAUUUCCACCCGUGGACGCGUUGCCGAAAACAGCCGGAACAACACCUCUCGGUGGACAUCGAAAAGCCGAUCGCGCCCUGGCUUGGGCCGUACAGGAUUUUCAUCAAGUCGCACCAGCUUUGAUGAUGGCAACUCAAUGUGGAGUCCAGCAAUGUCUUCGGCAACAUGGAGCAAGCACUCCUUGGGAAGGACCCAAGGGUCCAUGUCGCAGGACUCAUUCGCCUCCUCGAUGCCACGAGGUGACUAUCAGCAGUCAAUUGGAUUUGCCAAUGCACUAAGUCAGGCUAUCAUUCGGGAUGAAGACCCCAAUGGACACGAAACUGCUCCGUCCAUAUUGAGUGCUGACCUCGCUGCUACGCAGUUCUUAGAGGAUGAAUCACUGGAGCUGGCCGGCCCGCCGUGGGUCAAGGAAGGAAUGGUCAUGCACAAACACCACUUGGACGGCUACGGGAAACGGGCCAAGGACCGAAACUGGACCGAAGUCUUUGCCGUGGUUCAAAAAGGACAAAUUAGCCUCUUCUCGUUCAACGCGAGCAAAUCAAUGCGCCAAAAGAGCCGGUCACGGAAUGGAGGCAAACCUAACGGACCUGUUGGAGGCGGCAACUGGCAGGACAAUGCAGUUAACCUCGGGACAUUCAACUUGCGGUUGACUUUGGCAUCAGCUUUGCCAUCGCCAGGCUACUCCCGGUCCCGGCCACACGUCUGGGCUUUGAGUUUGCCGACAGGGGCCGUCCAUCUAUUCCAUGUUGGCACACCAGAAAUCAUUAGAGAGUUUGUCAAUACGGCAAACUACUGGAGCGCACGCCUUAGCACCCAUCCUCUAGUUGGUGGUAUAAGUAACAUUGAGUACGGAUGGAGUGACGCCAUUGUUAAUAAUGCGUUGGUAAGCGCCAUCAAUGAGUCUGCGACUUCUGGCACCGGUGGUGGACGAACAUCCCGUCCUGGCAGCAGCGCUGCACAUGGACGCAAAUCAAGCACCGCCAGUGGUAGUUUCCGUGCCUCGAGUUUUGACCAAAUGGCUGCUCCUUUUACUAACAACAGUGGACGCGGCAAACUCCCCGGAGAUCGUAUUCACAUUGCCGAUUGGGCGCCUCCAACACAGAGCAUGCGUCCUAGCAACGCUACAGAGUCGGAGCAGCUUGAAACCCUUACUGCAUACGUCAAGAGCAUUGGACAGGAACUGGAGGCUCAUAAUCAGCUUCGCAGCCCAAUGUUACUGGCUUUUACACCGCGGGGACAUAAUGCGGGCAAGGCCAUGGCCAACUGGGAGCGCAAGAGCGCGUACUUGCUGCGAGAGAUUGUCAAAUUCCGAACAUAUGUGGACUGCCUGCAGCAAGCAGACGCAAGAAAGCGAGAAAUCUACAGUGAGAGAGAUCUAGCUCAGAAAGCCGCACGAGGUGACCUGAGCGAUGGAGAUAUGGAUGUGAGCGCGGAUGAGGAAGGGGACGAGACAUUGCGACCUUGA
This is a messenger RNA of Pochonia chlamydosporia 170, 5052 nucleotides long. Its product is annotated as Sec7 domain-containing protein. Gene Ontology annotation, molecular function: guanyl-nucleotide exchange factor activity. Gene Ontology annotation, biological process: regulation of ARF protein signal transduction. The transcript is spliced from 2 exons. Lineage: Eukaryota; Fungi; Ascomycota; Sordariomycetes; Hypocreales; Clavicipitaceae. The coding region runs from base 1 to 5052 and encodes 1683 amino acids. The record is from RefSeq and is a predicted model, not a curated record.